Messenger RNA from Moneuplotes crassus, 2496 nucleotides. NCBI's taxonomy places the organism in Eukaryota, Ciliophora, Spirotrichea, Euplotida, Euplotidae. The record is from the annotation of a GenBank genome assembly.
AUGCAAGGAGUAUUAGAAAAUUUGAGAAAUAUGAUCUAUGAGCAAGACAAGAUCAGGAAUAUGACAGUAAUCGCCCAUGUUGACCACGGAAAGACAACUCUAACUGACCUUCUCAUUGCUAAGUCAGGUAUGUUGUCAGACUCAAAGGCUGGAACAGCCCUUAAGACAGACACACUUAAAGAAGAGCAGGAGAGAGGUAUAUCUAUUAAGGCCACCAGUAUCUCUCUGUAUCAUGAAACUUAUGAAGAAGAGAAGAAGGAAGAAGAGGUUGUGCUUGUUCCAAAGCCACACAUUAUUCAUCUGAUAGAUUCACCUGGACACAUUGAAUUCAGCUCAGAAGUCACAGCUUCGCUCAGAGUGACUGAUGGAGCUCUCGUCGUGGUAGACUACAUUGAAGGAGUCUGAACCCAAACUGAAAUGGUUCUGAGGCAAGCACUCUCUGAAAAAGUCAAACCAGUCUUACUCAUCAACAAGAUGGACAAAGGUAUCAAGAGUGAGCAUGAUGUCGACCGAUUCUAUGAUCAGUGCACUAAGAUUAUCAAUGAAGUUAACUACAUCAUCUCUGAAUUCAUUGAUGAGGAAGAAUACAAGAUAGACCCAGCUCUAGGCAAUGUUGCUUACGGGUCUGGAUACUUCGGAUGGGCCUUCACCAUUCCUGACAUGGUUAAGAGAUAUGGUAAAGGUGCUUCCAGUAAAGCUCUGACUCUCAAGGAGACCAAAUCAUACCAUAAAUUUGUUGUCUCCUCUCUAAUCAAGCUCACCAACAGCAUUACAGAAGAAAACUAUGAUGCUACCAAGAAAAUGCUAGCAAAGAUUAAUAUAGAGAUUAAGGAAAAGUGCUGGGAAGAAGAGCAUUCUUCAGACCUACUUAAGAUCAUUCUCAAAAAGUGGUUGAACGCAGCAGACUGCAUUCUCAAUAUGUGUGUUGAACAUCUACCAUCUCCGGUCGAAGCCCAGAAAAUCAGAAUUGCCACUAUAUUCAGAGGCAAGAGAACCGAAGAACAGAAGGAGUCUGAAGGAGAUCUUGAAGAAGAGAAGGAAGGAGAAGGAUCCUCAGAAGAGACCAAGGGCAAUGUCGAUGAUGAUUAUGUCAUCGAAUCUAUGGAGAAAUGUGACCCGAACGGGCCAACAAUGAUAUUCAUUUCCAAGCUAUUCCCGCUCGAUCAAGGCUUGGUCGCAUUUGGUAGAAUUUUCUCAGGAACUGUUAAGGUUGGAGACAAAGUCAAAGUUUUCAACGGAGAAGACCCUAAGCCUCAGAUCAAGACAAUCAAAAAGGUCGGAAUAUGUAUGGGCAAAGAUGUUGAAUCUGUUGGAGGAAUGCCCUGAGGAAACACCAUUGUACUUGGAGGAGUCGACCAAGCUUUGAGGAAAGAAGGAACCAUUAUGUCUGAAGAUACCACAGCAAACACCUUCAAAUCCAUGAAGUUCUCAGUCUCACCUGUUGUUGAGGUUGCUGUAAGAUGUGUCAAGCCUACUGACCAACCUAAGCUUGUUGCAGGACUAAAGAAGCUAUCUCAGACUGAAUCAAUGGUCAAGAUUGAAACAAAAGAGUCUGGAGAGACUGUUGUCGCAGGGUCUGGAGACCUCCAUGUUGAGAUUUGCUUAAAGAGUUUGAAAGAGUAUGCUAAAUGCGAAAUAAUUGCUUCUGAGCCAACAGUCAGCUACCGAGAAACUGUAGUUGGAGAAUGCGAAUCAGUGCUGGCUAAGUCAUCUAACAAGUUGAACAGACUUUGGGUAUCUUGCGAACCUAUUGGAGAAGAACUGUGCAAAGAAAUAGAAGAAAAUGAACUUCUCAAAUGCAAGAAAGACGAAAUCCAGAAAAUCCUGAAAGAUAAAUUCGAGUUUGACCAAAACGAAUACAGAAAACUUUGGUCCUUUGGUGUUGGAGAUGCUGAAGCUAAUUGUGUCUCAGACAAAACAGUUGGAGCUCAACACAUGAAAGACAUCAAAGGAAAUGUACUCUCUGGAUUUAACGGAGUUAUUCUAAAUGGUCCUCUAACAGGAGAAAAGAUCAGAGGAGUUAGAUUCAAUAUCACUGACACCAAAGUGCACUCAGACCCAGUCCACAGAGGAGGAAGCCAAGUUGUUCCAAUGACUGGCAAAGUCUUCAAAGGCGCUUUGCUUUCAGCUCAGCCGAGACUGCAAGAACCAAUGUUCCUAUGCACUGUCAAGACUCAAGAAGCUUUGAGAGGAGAUGUAUACACUGCAUUAGGAAACAGAAGAGGAAAAAUUGUCUCAGAUGAAUACUCGAACGAGUCAACCAUUGUUGUGCAGGCUCACUUGCCUGUUGCAGAAUCAUUCGGAUUUGCUGAAUAUUUAAGAGAUGAAACCUCUGGAAGAGCUUUCCCUGAAUUUUCUUUUAGCCACUGGGAGACCAUGGCUUCAGAUCCUCUUGAAGAAGGAUCUAUGGCAAAUGAGAUUGUAAAAGCUAUCCGAAAGAGGAAGAAUCUUCCUGAAGAGGUCCCUGUUGUCGAUAAAUUCAUUGACAGACUCUAA